Molecule: messenger RNA, 2918 nt
Organism: Truncatella angustata
Lineage: Eukaryota; Fungi; Ascomycota; Sordariomycetes; Amphisphaeriales; Sporocadaceae
Product: condensin complex subunit 2/barren
Exons: 4
Coding region: 113-2638 (841 amino acids)
Biological process (GO): mitotic chromosome condensation
Cellular component (GO): condensin complex
Molecular function (GO): chromatin binding
Source: RefSeq, a predicted model, not a curated record
GGCAGCGCAGACUCGCGCCGACGACUGCAGAGCAUCAACCACUUCAAUAUAUCGCAUCGCAUCGCACCGGACCACACCACAAACACGGCACGGCACGCAAUUGCGCCCCAUCAUGCCUCGUGUCGCCCAGAUGCCGCGCAAAAGCGUGGGCAGCAGAGCUCCCUCUAGUCUGAUGGGAGAUUCCCCUCUCAAGAUCCCCCUCAACGAUGAUCAUUCAGAGAAGAAGGGCCGCUCCAAGGAGAGGCAGGCCCUUCACGAGAAACAGAUCAACAACCUCAAAGCCGCCGCAGCCACCCCCGUACGCAAAUCCAGUUACCGGCUGAGCGACCUCGACAACCAAUCCCCCAGCUCAAUUCAGAGGACCCCUGCCCAACGCCGCGCUCAGGUCGACGAAGAUGAGGUUCUUUACGUUGGCGGAAGCAGUGUCACCCCUAUGAAGCGUGUCCCCAUCCUCGCCAACUUCGAGGAAUGGAUGAAGAUGGCUACAGACAACAAGAUCAACGCCGCCAACUCGUGGAACUUUGCCCUGAUCGACUACUUUCACGACAUGUCUCUCCUCAAGGAAGGCGAUGGCGUCAACUUCCAGAGGGCGAGCUGCACAUUGGAUGGCUGUGUCAAGAUUUAUACGAGCAGAGUCGACAGCGUGGCCACCGAGACCGGCAAGCUCCUGAGUGGCUUGGCCGAUAGCAACAGCAAGAAGAAGGGCAGGGAUGAGGGCGAUGGUGAGGACAGCGAGGAGGAAGUCGACGAGGACGGCAACGUUGUUACCAGGAAGAAGCAGAAGCGACAACGCUCAUCCGAAGCAACCCUGGCCCCCUCCUUUGCCUCGCUGCAGCUGAAGAAGCUCGAGCUCGAAUUCGCCGUCGAUCCCUUGUUCAAGAAGGCCUCGGCAGAUUUCGACGAAGGCGGAGCAAAGGGUUUGCUUCUGAAUCACUUGAUGAUAGACGGUCAAGGCCGAAUCGUUUUUGACAGCAGUGAUGAUGCGAACGACGCAGCAGCCGGACGUAUCAAGCUUCGACGCCGCGAAGAUGUUGCUGAGGGGGAUGAGGACAUUGUUGAAGAUGAGGAAGACGAUGCCACCAUUACCGGAAAGGAGCCCGAGCCAGAAGAAGAUGUCGAGAUCGACAUUGGUGCUCUCGGUGCCAAGUUCUUCCCCGAUCUCGGCAUUCUUGAGACCCAGGACGUCUGCCCGUCGUUGAAGACCUUCGACUUGGGUGAUCCUUCCGGAUCCCUCGACAUACCCUUUUUGCGCGCCCCUGAAGACUGGCAAAACCAAGGCAAAGAUGGGGACGAGUCACAUACUACUGGCGACAAGUCUGGUAUGUUCAUUGACGACGACAAUCCCUUGGGCUUCGACGACAUGACAAACAUGGGAGGCUUUGAUGUAGUGGAUGCCGCAUUCGGUGAAGGUGGAGAGGCCUGGGCCCGGGAAGCUGCGUUAGAGCCACAAAUGCGCCCCUAUAAUGUCGCCAACGAAGACGGUAUUGGCGGAGAUGGUUCAGCAAUUGACGACGAAAAUGGCGACUACAUUGUGCGCAUGGCUCAUGGCAAGGACACGGACAAGAUGCAUGAAGACAUCCUCGGCUAUUUCGACCAGGCCUUGCAGAAGAACUGGGCAGGACCAGAGCACUGGAGGAUACGAAAGAUUAAAGACGCCAACAAGACGGAGCCUACUCGCCAGCGCAAAGAGAAGGAGCCUUUCGAGAUUGAUUUCGCCUCAUCUCUAGACUCCAAGCUAGCUGAGCAGAUCUACACUCAAGCAAGCACCAAUUCUGCUAUUUACAUGCCUAAGAAGGACUGGAAAUCAAAAACCCGAAACCUACUACCAGACGAUAAGCACUUCAGCUCCAAACAGCUGUUAAGCCUCUUCCUGAAACCAAAGGCCCGAAUGAGCAGCAGGAGGCGACUACUCAAUAAGGGAGGCAUGUUCGGUAAUGCGGGUCAACAAGAGAACGUACCUGAGGGCGAAAUGGACGAAGCCUUCUGGGCUAACAAGGAACCACUGCAAAGCACAGAGCAGGACGAAACUGCUCUCCCACAGGGCGACUACGAUGCCAACUUCUUCGAUGAUGAAAUGCCACUACCAGGUGGUGGUCUUUUGGAUGAUGAAGAUGACCUUGAGUUCGCCGACGCUAGAGAUCACUUCUCGCCUGGCGCAGAAGUUCCCAUUACAGAAAACGGCGGCCUCACGGCAUUGCUGAAUGGUGGAAUGACUACCGGCGGCUUUGGCACACAACUUGUUACUUCGACACGACGCCUGCGGCCUGAAUAUGUGCAAUUUGCUAGAGUAGCGAAGAGAGUUGACGUCAGGCGCCUAAAGGACGAGUUAUGGAAGGGCAUUGGCUUUGAGUCGCUCGAUGAGCGCAACCGGUCGCGAUUGCUUACACCGCCGGAGUCUUCUCCGGCCAAACCUCAGAACUCGUCCGCAGCAGACCCUACGCUCAAGUUCACAGAUGUCAUGAACAACCUGCAGACCGUCUAUCCCAAAGCGGUCAUGGAUGACAUUUCCACCAGUUUCUGCUUUAUCUCUCUAUUACAUUUGGCGAACGAAAAGGGCCUUGUUAUUGAGAAGACGCCAGACCUUCUAGAGCUAAACAUUCGGAAAGACUGGAGUGCAGAAGUUACAGCGGAAGGUUAACUUUUUCUCGCGGUGGAACAGAGAGCAAAUGACAGACAGCAUUUUGUAACGAGUCAAAUGGUGAACGAUGAGUAAUGAACAUUUCGCAAGGCAUUCAUAGGGUAGAAUGCAGAGACGGAUCGCAACACAGGAUACCUUUGAUUGCCGACCAGGCUUGGGGCGUUGAGCUAAAGCUUGUUGGUGGGAUAUACACACUUGAUUGAAUAGCACAGCGGCAAAAUCAUCUGAGAUUGGUUUCACUCCAUAAGUCUGGCUGAAGCUCCUUCCCUUCGCUUUCCCC